UCAUGUCACCUUGCUAGCUCUACCCGAACGGCCGAACCCCACCGGACAACGGGGCUAUAAAGCCGGCGCCACCGCCGUGACAAGCAAGUUCAGGCUGGACCGUCGGAGAGGGAUCAAUCGGAUCGAAUGGCUUUGGCGCCGGUGGAGUUCCUGGGCGCGAGCGACGGCGGGGAGACGCUCUACUGCGCCAUCAUACUGUGGAUGUCCGUCAUGUCGUGGAUCAUCUUCACCUGCGACGGCAGCGGGAGGAGGAGGAAGGGCCGUCGGGGCAGCCGGGACACCAAGGUCUUCGUCGGCGCCGAGCGCCUCUGCGACGGCACCGGGCCCGACUGCAGCGGCGGCUACGGGCUCUGCGGCUCCUGCAUCGACUAGCCUGGCCGAGCCGCCGCCCCCUGCCUACGUUUGGACUUUUGGUUUGUAAAAUAACUUGAAUCGAUUCGUGUAAUUGGGCGUCAAAA
Molecule: messenger RNA, 458 nt
Organism: Triticum urartu
Lineage: Eukaryota; Viridiplantae; Streptophyta; Magnoliopsida; Poales; Poaceae
Source: RefSeq, a predicted model, not a curated record